CUCGGCUGCCAGAGGGAAGCCGCUACCUGCUCCGGUGCGGAGUCGCUCCUCGCCGCGCGCCGACAGGGAGAGCAGCCGCCCCGCCGCUUGCCGCGCCCGCAGACGGCCGCGAGACGAGAGAAGUUGCCUCCGCGCUCCGCAGCCGGAGGGAAGAGCCCCGCGUGCCGCCGCCGUCUUCCCGCCGCCUCCCGGUCCCGCCGCGGGCAGGCGGGAUGAUGGAGCCCCCCGCCGCCGCCGCCCGCACCUCCUGCCGCCGCCGCCCGCUGCUCUGCCUGCUGCUCGCAGCCCUCUGCAUGCCGCCAGCUCUGGGAUUGUAUACAGUAAAUGCAGUAUAUGGAGACACUAUUACUAUGCCUUGUCGUCUAGAAGUACCAGAUGGUCUGAUGUUUGGAAAAUGGAAAUAUGAAAAGCCAAACGAAUCUCCGGUAUUUAUUGCCUUCAGAUCAUCAACAAAAAAGAAUGUACAGUAUGAUGAUGUACCAGACUACAAAGACAGGUUGAGUCUCUCAGAAAACUAUACAUUAUCCAUCAAGAAUGCAAGAAUCAGCGAUGAAAAGAGAUUUGUAUGUAUGCUAGUAACAGAAGAUGAUGUUUCCGAGGAGCCAACGAUAGUCAAAGUCUUCAAACAACCCUCUCAACCAGAAAUCUUGCAUCAAGCAGACUUCUUAGAAACAGAGAAGCUAAAAAUGCUUGGGGAGUGCGUUGUGAGAGAUAGUUAUCCUGAAGGCAAUGUUACGUGGUACAAAAAUGGGCGAGUUUUGCAGCCUGUGGAAGAAGUUGUGGUCAUAAAUUUGCAAAAGGUUGAGAACAGAUCUACUGGACUGUUCACCAUGACAUCAUCUCUUCAGUAUAUGCCAACAAAAGAAGAUGCAAAUGCUAAAUUUACUUGCAUUGUGACGUAUUAUGGACCAUCUGGCCAGAAAACAAUACAGUCUGAACCAGCUGUCUUUGAUGUUCACUAUCCAACAGAGAAAGUGACUAUUCGAGUGCUGUCACAAAGUAGUACCAUUAAAGAAGGUGAUAACGUCACUCUGAAGUGCUCAGGGAAUGGCAACCCUCCUCCACAGGAGUUCCUGUUUUACAUUCCAGGAGAAACAGAAGGUAUAAGAAGCUCAGAUACUUACAUAAUGACAGAUGUGAGACGAAAUGCAACAGGAGAAUACAAGUGCUCUCUGACUGACAAAAGCAUGAUGGACGCAACCACCAUCACUGUGCACUAUCUGGAUUUGCAGCUUACUCCUAGUGGAGAAGUCACAAAGCAGAUUGGAGAGGCCCUGCCUGUGUCAUGCACAAUUUCUUCUAGUAGAAAUGCAACUGUGUUCUGGAUAAAGGACAAUACCAGAAUGAAAACAAGUCCAUCAUUUUCAAGUCUGCAGUAUCAAGAUGCUGGAAACUACAUCUGUGAAACUACUCUACAGGAAGUUGAAGGGCUAAAGAAAAGAAAGACACUUAAACUUAUAGUGGAAGGAAAGCCUCAAAUCAAAAUGACAAAGAAAACCAAUACAAAUAAAAUGUCUAAAACAAUUGUCUGUCACGUGGAAGGAUUUCCCAAACCAGCAGUGCAAUGGACAGUUACUGGUAGUGGAAGCCUCAUAAAUAAGGCAAAGGAGACCAAGUAUGUUAAUGGAAAAUUUUCCAGUAAAAUUAUAAUUGCUCCUGAGGAAAAUGUAACAUUAACAUGCAUUGCAGAAAAUCAGCUAGAAAGGACUGUGACCUCUCUGAAUGUCUCUGCUAUAAGUAUUCCAGAGUACGAUGAACCAGAGGACAGAAAUGAUGACAACAGUGAAAAGGUUAAUGACCAGGCAAAACUAAUAGUGGGGAUUGUAGUCGGUCUUCUGUUGGUUGCCCUGGUUGCAGGUGUUGUCUACUGGCUCUAUGUGAAGAAAUCAAAGACAGCGUCAAAACAUGUAGACAAAGAUCUCGGAAAUAUAGAAGAAAAUAAAAAACUAGAAGAAAACAAUCAUAAAUCUGAGACUUAAGAGACAAAAUGUGUCAGUCAUCAUUCCAGAGAAUACAUAUAGACCAAUUGAAGCAUGAACGUGGAUUGUAUUUAAACGUAUACAAAGAAGUGACAGCUAUUCAUGGUUCAAGUAUUAAACAGAUCAUACUACCAAGUUUUCAGCGGAUUUUAGACACAAUUAUCUCAAGCUAAAACAAACAAACAACCAACAACAACAAACAAAACAACAACAAAAAAAACCCAACCCACAGAAUAACUAAUUUUGGCAACAGCCAUGAUAAUAGGUCACCAUGUUGUGUUCUGUUUAAACUAUUUUUUUGUAAAUGUCUGCACUGAAGAUUUCUUUUUGUUUGCCUUUAUGUAAAUUUUUUACGUAGCUAUUUUUAUACACUGUAAGGCUUUGUUCUGGGAGUUGCUGUUAUUCUGAUGUAUAGUGUAAUGGUUUGAUUUCAAUUGUUUUUAUGGCACCCUUUGGGCAGGUACAUGUCUAAUUCUGAUUGUUAUCAGUGAAACCUCUGCUUUGUAGCAAAUACCUAAAGCGUAAGAUUGUCUUAAAGGAAAACAUUGAUCUCCUUUUUCAUUUUUUAGAAGUCACAGUAAAGAGGAGAGGUGACAAUUGUGACAAAAAUAAGCCGAAUUGUUAAUAACAGUGAGAAUUUAAGAAAGCCGAGGGAAAGCGAACAGCCAGAAAGGGAAUAAAGAAUUUCAAUGGAAAAGGCUGGGGGCUGAGCAAGGAACACAGUGAAACACUCAUAGCCUACGUGCAGAUGGUGGCCUGUGGUCCUUUCCUUCUAAAGCAAGGCGUACGUUUUACUCAUGCAUUGCCUGUUGUCCUUCGUGUUAAAAUUAGGGUAAGGAACUGGAUUUCUGGUUUGGUUUUGAUUCCUUUACGUUAUCCGCUGCCUUAAAGUACUGUACCUUUUCUUCAUUUCAAAGAGAUAUCAGUCAGAAUUGGAGAUUUUUAAAAAAAAGUGGUCAUAUCAAAGCUGCAUUUUUUUCCACAAAAAUAGAAUAUAUAUAUUUUUUGUGUGUUUUGUUAACUAUGCUACAGAUAUUGAAUGCACCUUGAGAUAAUUUUAGUGUUUUUAACUGGUACCUAAUUUAUCAAACAGUACAUAUAAUUGUAACAAUGAAAUGUCUAUGUAUCUUUAGUUACAUUCAAGUUUGUAACUUUAUAAACAUGUUUUAAGCUUGAGGAAAUUUUUAGAAUGGUACUGAUAAGAAAAUGGUUUAGGGUGAAUGGCUGAUAGAGAAUUGUUGUUAAGGGAGAGGGAAGUUUCAUUCUGCGCGGAUGGAUCGUUUUGGGAAGAAAGUGAUAGGUGGAUUGAUGGAGAGGAACAGCAAAGCACGCAGAACAUCAGGUUUCCUUUUACAAAUAUCCAGGGAAAAAAGUAUGUUUUUAUAGACUGGUAGGCAAAAAAGAAUAUAAAUAAAUAAAUAAAAGAAAGAGAUGGACGUUAGGAAAUGUAUUUUGCCACUUUUGCAUUAUUUAGGGGGGAAGAAAACACUGUUACUUGUAAAUUUGUAAAAUGUUAUAUGUCUGGGCAGUAGUGACUGAUGUCUUAAUAAAAGCUUCCUGUAGUGCAUUGGCAUGGAUUAAAAUACAUAAGAAGUCCUAUAGACUCUAUGCUGUAUAAAAUAUUAGAGGGAAAUCCUGUUAUAUGCCUCUAAACUUUUGAUUUGUUACUGUUUUAUUUGGCAAAGAGGAGAAAAAAAAAUUAUAAUCUUGGUCAGUAUUUAAACCAAAGUAAAAUGGGGGAAAAACCAAAGUGAUUUGUUUUGCAUGGCUAAGCCAUUAUGUUAUCUCUGUAAAUAUUGUGAUUUUUUUUUUCUUUUUAGAAUUUUGUUAAAAAAAUUCUAAAAUUUUUAAACACCUGUUUUUCCAAAAUAAAACGUGAACACACAAAGCAGUUACUUUAUAUACAAAUCUAUCUUUUUUUUCUUUUGGUGCGAGAACACUGCCAAGUGAUAACACAUUUUUUUAACAAAUCACAGUGGGCGUGACUCUAAACAGGAAAAAGUUGCAACGGAAUACUGGGAAGGAGUAUGCAAAAAUCAACUGUCUGUUUAUAACACUACAAAUAGUUUUUAAACACAGAGAAGAAACCUCCAAAGAUCAUCAGGGAAAGCAUAGGGAAGGGUUGAAAAUGUUCGUACCACUGUCUUGGGAGCAUGGUGGAAGAAGAGAAGAAUAAAAGUCCUUCGACUUCCACAGCUAUGAGAAAGGAAUUAGAAGACCUUCUCAUCCUUUGGAAUUCUGCUAGAUCUCCUAUGCACUUUAAAUCGUCAGUCCUAGGAGCCGCGUUUUUCACUGCUCCACGUUCACUGUAGGCACGUUUCAAGAACCAAGAGCGCAAAAGAAUUGAUGUUUCUAUCCAUGCCUAAACAACAAUAAAACUGAAGUAUAUCUUCA
Tympanuchus pallidicinctus (lesser prairie-chicken) is the source of this 4373-nucleotide messenger RNA. It is a transcript of the gene ALCAM, whose product is annotated as activated leukocyte cell adhesion molecule. The record is from RefSeq and is a predicted model, not a curated record. Gene Ontology annotation, biological process: cell adhesion. Bases 213 to 1979 code for a protein of 588 amino acids. The transcript is spliced from 16 exons. Lineage: Eukaryota; Metazoa; Chordata; Aves; Galliformes; Phasianidae. Gene Ontology annotation, cellular component: plasma membrane.